AUGAAUUUGAUCAGAUUAGCGUUGGAGGAGGUUAAAUUCCUUCAGAGGCAGAGGGAGAGAAAAUCCGGAAUACCGGCUUUACUCAUAGCCACGCAGGCUGCCGCCACUGCAGGUGGUACUGAAGCAAACAAUGCUAGUACAAGCAGUUUGGGUCGCAAAGUCAAUGACAAGAAUGAAGGGGAUGGGGAGAAGGAUGACUUGGUUUUGCAGGACAUCUUUGCUCAGGAAACUGUUGUCAUGGUCGAAGACCCCAAUAUGAUCAAGAUUCAAAAUGGAAUUAAACUUAUAGUGGACGUUCUUGGUUCGUUGGAUGGUGUCGAUGGGAGUAAGAAGUAUCUUGAAACUGAUGGCGGUGAAAGCUCUUUUGUAGAGAAUGCAGGAGGCUUAAAUAUUGCAUGUGUUCUAGAUAUCAUGGGUCAAGAUUAUAAAGAAGGGAAGGAUGGUCAAGUGGUGGAGAAACAUGAACAUAGUUUUUGA
Molecule: messenger RNA, 477 nt
Organism: Fraxinus pennsylvanica
Lineage: Eukaryota; Viridiplantae; Streptophyta; Magnoliopsida; Lamiales; Oleaceae
Source: the annotation of a GenBank genome assembly